This is a messenger RNA of Microdochium trichocladiopsis, 2132 nucleotides long. RefSeq lists its product as uncharacterized. NCBI's taxonomy places the organism in Eukaryota, Fungi, Ascomycota, Sordariomycetes, Xylariales, Microdochiaceae. Bases 93 to 1874 code for a protein of 593 amino acids. The record is from RefSeq and is a predicted model, not a curated record. The transcript has a single exon.
CAAUCAUUUUGUCAGUUGUCGCGCGCGCGCACACACCCUUCGCAUCGCAUCGCAUCGCAUCGACCGGUCCCUCCGCUCUCCCAGCGAGCACCAUGCUCGUCGAACAAGCCGACGAGCCCGCUUCUUACACCAGGCUGCACAUCACACCCUUUGAUGAGUCGCUGUUCUCUGUCGUCGUGCCAUCCUCUGUUCGGCCGCUCGCCCGCAACAUCUCCUACCACACUCUCCAGACUUUCCCUGAUAAGCCCUACGGCUUCAUCGAGCUUCCCACUGGCGACGCAGAACGCCUCAGGAAGAAGCUCAACAGUGCAGUCCUCCGAGGUCACAAGCUCCGGAUCGAAACUGCCCGGCCGAUUGCCCAGAAACCAUCGCCAGUCAGCACCAAGGAAAGCACUGCCGUAGCCAGUGCUCGUGGCCUGAGGAAGCGCAAGAGAGAGCAAGGCGUAAUUGCCGGUACCGAGAUACAGGGGCGUAAAAUCAAACGAGGCUGGACGACAAGCGAAGCCGAGAUGAUUCAGAAAAAGCGCGAGAGAUCAGGGAAGUCCAAGGAGGGUAAGAAGGACAAGAAGGAUGGCAUGGUCAGCAUAAAAAAGACGAAGAAGGGCGAAACGAAGAAGUCCAAGUUUACAGACGCGCCCGAAUGCCUGUUCAAGGCCCGUCUGCCGUCCAAAUCUGAGCCUGUGCCAGUAGUGGAGCCACAGCACGAGGGCGAAGAGGCUUCGACUGCGCCCAAGAAGAAGAAGCGCCGAACAGAACGCGACGCCAUUAUACACGAAUUUGAAAAGUCCACCAAGUUCCCUUCGUUUCUCAAGGUCAACUCCUCUGUCAAAUCAGUGGCUGAGGCUGUCACCUUUGAAGAUGGCAAGGGCUGGGUGGAUAGUAAUGGCGCCGUGGUGGAGAGUGCCAAGAGCACUCGGCCACCUACAGCUGGUAUCAUCCCAGCAAAAUCCAAGCGGGCGAAGAAGGAGAAUCGUGUCAAGGUGGCCAUGCCAGUCCAAACAUUAGAUGACACGACCAGUGACGACUCCUCCUCUUCCGAAGACGAAGAACCACAGACAACCGACGGCGAGGCAGAUGCACCCAGGGAUGAUCCAGAUGACAACACUACCAGCUCGGAAGGUGAAGACUCAGACAGCUCUGCUUCUGAGCAGGAUACAACAGAUUCCAAGGCAGUGCAACCCAGAGACAGGAUCACUCCACGAAUGCUGGACUUGUGUGAGGCAAGUGCAACAUCAGCCCAAAAGCCAGAAAACGCAAGGCCGAGAUCUUCUGGGUCCGUUAAUAAUCUCACCAUCAAAAUCCCACCAGCGACGCCCGCGCCUGCCAAGGUGCAUCCCCUGGAAGCCCUUUAUAAGCGACCCCAAGGCGGUGCGUCCACACCGAACGCCCAGGAGUCGAAAGGGUUCAGUUUCUUCGACAAUGACAAUAAUGACGACAUCGAGGAAGAGGACGCAACAACAACACUGCAGACUUUGCAAGUGCCUAUGACACCUUUCACAGAACGCGAUUUCGAGUUCAGGACUAUGCGUAGUGCUGCUCCAACUCCAGAUACGGCUCACCCAAACCGGACAUUUCCCCCCUGGUCAACCCAAGAGACUGUAGAUGAAGAGGAUGAGGGAGAGGAUUCAGAAGGCGGGGAAGAUGUCGACGAAGCUGACCGCGCAGCUGAACUCGACCUGGACAUGCUUGACGCCGAGGGCGAUCAUCCAUUAACAGUGGCCACCAGCGUGAGACCUGCGCCCACCUCUGACUUCCAAAAACAUUUCUGGGAGAACCGGGGCGACCUCAAUCGUAAAUGGCGAAGGAGAAGGAAGACCGCUGCGAAGGAGAAACGCUAUCGUGACAAUCGUGCCCGCGCAGAUAGGGCCAUCUGAGUACAUUUGCCAUACUGGCCGCGUACUCAUUGGUGUCUUGAGCGACUUGUUCUCGGCAAUGGCAGUCUCUAGCCAGUCGCAAGGUCUAGAAAGCCCAUGAUUGGAUCUUCGUCAAGCGCUACACUUAGAGCUUCAAUAUGGCGGAGUCAUCAGCAGCCAGAGACUCGAAAUGUUAAUUCCAGAAAAUAUCAAGAGAAUUGUCCGAAAUAAAAAAUCGCCUAGUGGUGUGAACUAGAAACCCAAUGAUCAGCUCCGGAG